Molecule: messenger RNA, 858 nt
Organism: Morus notabilis
Lineage: Eukaryota; Viridiplantae; Streptophyta; Magnoliopsida; Rosales; Moraceae
Product: protein GLUTAMINE DUMPER 5
Exons: 1
Coding region: 48-614 (188 amino acids)
Biological process (GO): regulation of amino acid export
Source: RefSeq, a predicted model, not a curated record
AAAAAAACCCUUUUUUUGACAACUCAAUUCAAAAGCAAAACUUUAAAAUGAGAACCAUUACUACUGCCAUGGCCGUCUCAACCGCGCAAAGCAAAGAGGCCAACACGUUAGCGCCGAGCGCGGCGGCGGCGGGUCAGCGGUCGCCGUGGCACUCGCCGGUGCCGUACCUCUUCGGAGGACUGGCGGCGAUGCUAGGGCUGAUCGCCUUCGCGCUGCUGAUAUUGGCCUGCUCUUACUGGAGGCUCACCGGCCAAAUGGAAGCCGACAGAUCGGAAGGCCAGAACAGAGACAUCGAGAGCGGCGCCGGAGCUGAGAAGGAUGACGCGGCGGAUUCCGCCGAUAAGUCUCUGAAGGUUUACGAGGAGAAGAUUUUGGUCAUUAUGGCUGGCGACGAGAACCCCACCUUUUUGGCCACCCCAGUUUGCGCUAAAGUCUCCUCUUUUGGCGACGGAAAUGGGAAGGAGAUUGAGAACAGAGAAGGAGAGAAGGGAGAGAAGGAGAAUUCCGAUGAGAAAGUUAAGAAAGAAGAGGAGGAGAUCAGUACUGAUGUUGAUCAUGAUCAUGAUCAUCACCGUGAUCAUCAGGCUCUGGAUCAUGAUGCGGAAAACCAGUGAUGAUCAGCUGGUUAGCGGUUUUUGUUCAUCCGUUUUUUAAGUUUGUUUUUUUUAUCAUCCUAUGGGUACUUUUGGCUCCCUUUUGAGAGAGUGUUUUUCUUCUUCUUGUUUUGGGUUUUGGGAUUCUGGGAAAUUUUCCUUCCAUAUCGGGAAAUGUAAAUUUUGUUGAGACAAGUAGACGAUGGGAGAAUUUAUCCCUCCAGCUAAUGACAGCCAAACUAUACAAAAUAGAGUCAUUAUGAUU